CUGGGGCGGGGGAGGGAGCCGCGCUCGGGAUAAAUCGGAGCUGCGGCGGCGACUCCCGAACGUUGCGCAGAAGCGAGCAGGGGACGCGGAUCGCGCUUCUCCCGUUCUACGCUCGGUCGGGAGCAGAAGGCUUGCGAAGGGGACCGCGAGGGGCUCGCCUGCUCGGAGAGGCCCCCACCCCAGGAGAUUCGGAAACGAUGGCUGAUAAACCUAAAUUGUAUUAUUUUAAUGGACGAGGCCGAAUGGAACAGAUCCGCUGGUUGUUAGCAGCUGCUGGCGUAGAGUUUGAAGAGGAAUUUUUAGAGACCCGAGAACAAUAUGAGAAGCUCCUUCAAGAUGGCUUCUUCAUGUUUCAGCAAACACCCAUGGUGGAAAUUGACGGGAUGAAGCUGGUACAGACACGGGCCAUCCUCCGUUACAUUGCUACGAAAUACAACCUGUAUGGGACGAACCUGAAGGACAGAGCAUUGAUUGACAUGUACGUGGAAGGAACGACGGACCUGAGUCUCUUUAUUUUGUCCUUCCCUUUCUUGACACCGCAGGAUCAAGAGCGCCAACUGGUUACCAUUAAAGAUAAAGCAACAAAAAGAUAUUUUCCAGUUUAUGAAAAGGUGCUGAAGGAUCAUGGACAAGAUUUCCUUGUUGGCAAUCGGUUUAGCUUGGCAGACAUUCACCUCUUUGAAACUAUUUUAAUGGUAGAGGAAAAAGUCCCCACUAUCCUGAAUGAAUUUCCUCAAUUGCAGGCUUUUAAAACAAGGAUUAGUCACAUUCCCACAAUUAAGAAGUUCCUGGAACCAGGAAGCCAGAGGAAACCUAUCCCUGAUGGUAAAUACGUGGAGACAGUGAGAAAUGUCCUCCAGAUGUAUCACCAGCUGAAGCCCAAUCCUUGAUAUUCCAUCAAGUUGUUCUGAUGUUUUCAGUUACAGAAUUUUGUAAUACGCCCAAGACCAAAGCCAUGCUUUCACAUUGGAGACACAAAGUUUGCAAGAGUAUCGCACAACCCUUGCAAGAUGGAUUAUAGACUGUGAAAAUAGCUUCUUUUGUAGAUGAUAGUUGUAGUAAAGAAAGACGAUCAAGAUUGUAAAGGGGUUUGAUAUAAGCAUUUUGACUGAUCAAGAUCAACGUUCACUAAGAGAAUCAUAUUUUUAAGAAGGGGUGUUUUAAUUCUAGAUUAUAUGUAAUCUCUGUUUGGGGUGUGUGUGUGUGUAACUCAAUAGCCUUCCUGAAAUUAUACGAUUGAGAUUUAGUGAACAAUCUCCAAAAUAGGAACUCAGAAGUUUUGUUAGAAAACGAAAUGUGGGUGCGUCAUUUUCCUAUCAAGUAAACCAAGGAUGAAAGCCUUUUGAAGAAACUCCGUCCCACCAUUCAGCAUAAUGUUAAAACAUAGUUACCCAGGCAACUGCAGCCUUCAUCACCACCACCAAGAUUUUUAUGUUUUUUGUUAAAAUGUGAUCUAUCAAAAGUUGCCUGCUUUUAAAGGGUAUUGUGAAUCAUUGCAUUGUAUGAAGAACCAUAAUAUUCUUACUAGUCCGAUAAAAUAAAGCUUAACAAGAAACAGGGAAAAUAAACCAUUUUCUAUCUAA
Messenger RNA from Thamnophis elegans (Western terrestrial garter snake), 1583 nucleotides. RefSeq names its product glutathione S-transferase 3-like. Gene Ontology annotation, biological process: glutathione metabolic process; xenobiotic metabolic process. Bases 198 to 890 code for a protein of 230 amino acids. The record is from RefSeq and is a predicted model, not a curated record. Lineage: Eukaryota; Metazoa; Chordata; Lepidosauria; Squamata; Natricidae. Gene Ontology annotation, molecular function: glutathione transferase activity. The transcript is spliced from 7 exons.